This is a messenger RNA of Brugia malayi, 171 nucleotides long. RefSeq lists its product as uncharacterized. The record is from RefSeq and is a predicted model, not a curated record. The transcript has a single exon. NCBI's taxonomy places the organism in Eukaryota, Metazoa, Nematoda, Chromadorea, Rhabditida, Onchocercidae. The coding region runs from base 1 to 171 and encodes 56 amino acids.
AUGGGAUACAGCCAAAGAACACAUGUUAACGCUGUUUUGGCUGGUGAAGCGAAAAAUCAGUCCGGACAUGCAAGCGUAGUAUUGAUGGUUCUCAAAGCUUUUCAAGAUAAAAUUUUAGAUUUUUUGUAUAGAGUGCAAAUCGUCACAUAUGUGUAUAAGCGUGCUUCGUGA